UUGGUUUUAAUUUCAGUGAAUCCACACGGAUUAGCAGUCAGCAUGAUUGACUGUUCACAAAUUAACUCUGAAAUAACCAUGCUCAAGUUAAAUUUAGAAGCGCAUCAUGAUGUUGUUGUUGAUGUUAAUUUGUAAAGCCGGGUCCUGCUUUACGUUGGAAUAACGUAUGACAGAUGUCAGUCUUAUCCUAUCUAACAAAUUGGCAUUGCUUUCGACCAGUGAGAAGUAUACAACCGUAGCUACAUAUUUAUGCCACUGGGAUGGUUAGUACUAAACCUGACUACCCUGAAAGUGUGAAAUGCGGCUUAUUUUGAUAUGCUGUGUGCAAUAGGGUGAGGAAAAAAAAUUAUAUUGUUUCUUCUCUUGCACUAGCCCAGUUGGGUGGCUGCCUAUCUGCCUCACGCAGGAAAUUUCACAACCUUUACCUCAGGCACCUCUUCUUACAGUUGGUGUUUACAGAUUCCCUAAGGUAUUUUUUCGUUGGGAAUUCAUUUUUUUUUUUCGUUUUUGACUCUUUUUUUGUUUUUGUUAUUUAAGAAUAAGGAAACUGUAGUCAUUGGAUCUUGUUGUCAACAAUUUAUCUUUCAAUGAGCCAGCAUGUGUCUUGCCUGAGGUUCGAACAUGAAACAAGGCAGACAUCAGUUGCACUUCUCGAUUCAAACUUCUCAACAGCUGGAUUGUUGUGAAAAAAGGGUUUACUGGUGCGUGUUUUGACGUCUUUUAAAAGUGGAUUGUGGAAUCACUGGAUACCAAACAUUAGGAUGGACUUUAGUUAUAAAGAAAACAUGUGGCUCUUAAAUACAAUACAAGUAUCGGACAUGGCAGGUUAUCCAGACAUGGGGCUGGUCAUAGUUCCAGUUCUCACUCAAUGAAGACACCAUAGAGAGCAAUGGGAACCAGACAAGUGGAGAGUCAGGUGUGGACUGAGAGUCAACCUGUGUCGGGCAGUGAGUCCCAGGACUCCAUGAAAGCUCUGGGAGGAGAGUUCACUGUGUCAAAUUACUCCAGCUCAUGUGAGGAUGGACUAUCUCCAUCCCAAGAGGACACACCCAGUCUGUCUAUGUCUGAGUUCUCAUCACACAGUAACAGCGCUACUGUGCCUCUCAUUACUGCUGCCGCCUGCUCUCCAUUACCAGUGUGUCCCCAGCCAAACACUCUCCCGCCUGACAAAGCCAGUGGGUAUGGGGGCAAAGGUGUGCAUAAAAGAAAAGCCCACAGAGACACAAGGCCGUGGUUUGUGAGGCAUUUGUCGACCUGGAGGCAGCACAUCCCGUCCAGCUUUAAGAAGGAGUGUAAACUGGUUGUUGACAUAGCAUGGCCUGUUGUUGUUACGCAGUUUUUGCAAUUCACUCUUCAGUUGACAAGUGCUGUAUUUUGUGGACAUCUGGGUGAAAUUUACCUAGAUGCUAUUGCUUUGGGAAACUUGGUUGUGAACACCUGUGGUACAUCUGUGCUGAUUGGAUUAGGCUGUGCAUGUGAUACGCUGUUUGCUCAGACUUUUGGUAGUGCUAACAAGAAGAAAAUGGGCCUAGUCCUGCAGAGAGGUUUACUGAUCUUACUGCUGAGUUGCCUCCCCUGCUGGGCUCUCCUCAUUAACACUGAGAACCUACUGUCAAGGACUGGUCAGGAUAAACACAUAGCCAGGUUAGCGGGUCAGUUUGCUAUGGUCUCCAUCCCAGUAUUACCUGGAGAAGCCAUCCAUCUUGUCCUUACCAAGUACCUGCAUUCUCAGAGUAUUGUUGUGCCAAGUAUGGUGAUUUUCUUUGUGGUGAACUUGGCCAAUUUUGGGCUUCAUGCUGUCCUUAUUUUUGGACUUGGUCUUGGUGUUGUAGGGGCUGCCAUCUCUGUCUCUCUCUCCCACUGGCUUGUCUGCAUUCUGCAUGUCAUAUUUAUCAAACUGAGUCGAGUCUAUAAAUCAACCUGGGACGGCUGGAAGGUUGGGUGCUUCCACAACUGGUGGGAUUUCCUCAAGCUAGCUCUCCCUGGCCUCUUCAUGGUCUGCCUACAGUGGUGGUGCUUUGAGAUCUUUACAGUGCUAGCAGGUUUGUUGGGUCCAGAAGAGCUAGCUGCCCAUUCCAUAGUCUAUCAGUUGGGGGCCUUCCUUUACAUGGUUCCCCUAGGGGUGAGUGUAUCUGUGUGUAUCCGUGUGGGGAACUGUCUAGGGGCUGGAAACCCCACAGCAGCCAUCAAUACUGCCAAGGCGGCCAUGGGAUUAGUGGUGGCCUGGAGCAUUGUUAUGGCUGCUCUUUUCUUGGUGAUAAAGGAUUACUGCUCAUAUGCCUUCACCAAUGACAGGUGGGUGGGGGAAGUGGCCUCCAGUCUGGUGCCAAUCAUGUGCUUGCUGCAGAUAGGGGAUGCCAUACAGUGUGUGGGUGCUGGUGUGGUGUUGGGUUGUGGGAAUCAGCGUCUGGGCGCAGCCAUCAACCUUGUUUCCUACUACUGUCUCGCUACUCCUCUGGCCUCCAUUCUCAUGUUUAAAACCUCUCUCAGGAUUGUAGGGGCAUGGUGGGGCCUGGCCUUGUGUACAACUUGUCAGGCUAUAGCCUUCAGCCUAGUCCUGCUCAAGACAGAUUGGCAGAAGACAACCAUACAGGUUCAGAUACAUACUGGUGUCAAGAACAUGUGUCUCACAAACCAUGAUGAUCCAGGUAGUGUGAUAUUUUAUCCUAUGAUUGAAUCAGUUGACCCUGGGCUCACUAUUACAGUGGGUCGUGGGUUCCCCUCUGGCCCUGCUCGAUUCCUCCCACCAUAAUGCUGGCA
Liolophura sinensis is the source of this 2760-nucleotide messenger RNA. Its product is annotated as multidrug and toxin extrusion protein 2-like. Gene Ontology annotation, molecular function: xenobiotic transmembrane transporter activity; antiporter activity. Gene Ontology annotation, cellular component: membrane. Lineage: Eukaryota; Metazoa; Mollusca; Polyplacophora; Chitonida; Chitonidae. The transcript is spliced from 19 exons. Gene Ontology annotation, biological process: xenobiotic detoxification by transmembrane export across the plasma membrane. Bases 890 to 2752 code for a protein of 620 amino acids. The record is from RefSeq and is a predicted model, not a curated record.